Messenger RNA from Electrophorus electricus (electric eel), 2026 nucleotides. Its product is annotated as importin subunit alpha-1. Gene Ontology annotation, cellular component: cytoplasm. Gene Ontology annotation, biological process: protein import into nucleus. NCBI's taxonomy places the organism in Eukaryota, Metazoa, Chordata, Actinopteri, Gymnotiformes, Gymnotidae. Gene Ontology annotation, molecular function: protein binding; nuclear import signal receptor activity. The record is from RefSeq and is a predicted model, not a curated record.
AUUAGUCGCUUUAUUGCUUAAAUAAGCCUCUUCAUUAACCCCAUUAACCUCAACCAUCAUUAACCUCUUAAUGACACAGUAAAUGUCUGUGUUCGUGUAUCGGUGUUGUCGCGGUCAUCGUUGAGUGUGUGUUAUACAUUUAUAAUGAAAGUGAGACCACAUGGUCACGCAAGGCUGCUCAAAUGUCCCCGGAAAUCUGAAUGGCAUUUAUGUAACGCUGGCUUCCAGUUUAUUACCCUAACAGCGACACGCUUUCAUAGCUACAUUAAUAUUUGUAUACAUUUUAUUUCUACAGAAGAAAUGUCUUCCGCCACGAACGACGGUUUUGCCCGUUUAAACCAAUUCAAAAACAAGGGGAAAGACGCAACCGAACUGAGACGAAGGAGGAUGGAGGUAAAUGUCGAACUGAGGAAGGCGAAGAAAGAUGAGCAGAUGUUGAAACGAAGAAAUGUCGGUUCUUUCCCGGUAGAUGCGUCUUCACCGUAUCAAGACCAAAAUCAAAACGCACAGUCCUCUCAGCAUUGGAGUGUAGAGGACAUCGUCAGCGGUGUAAACAGCCAAAGUCUGGAUCAGCAGUUGCAGGCAACACAGGCCGCACGCAAGUUGCUGUCCAGAGAAAAGCACCCCCCUAUUGAUCUGAUUGUGGAGGCCGGUCUGAUCUCCCAGCUGGUGAGAUUCCUCGCUCUGUCCGAGUGCCCGCCUAUCCAGUUCGAGGCAGCCUGGGCCCUCACCAACAUCGCCUCGGGUACGACGGAUCAGACGCGCGCUGUGGUGGAGGCGGGCGCCAUCCCUGCCUUCGUCUGCCUCGUCGCUUCUCCUCAUCCUCACGUCAGCGAGCAAGCCAUCUGGGCGCUGGGGAACAUUGCCGGUGACGGCUCUACGUACAGGGACAAAGUCAUCAAACACGGAGCCGUCGGGCCCCUACUCGCGCUGCUAUCUGUUCCCAACCUGUCCGUGUAUGCUACCAGUUACCUGAGGAACGUCACGUGGACGCUGUCCAACCUGUGUCGGAACAAGAAUCCUGCGCCUCCUCUGGCUGCCGUGCAGCAUAUGCUACCCGGUCUGCUGCGGCUCCUCCACCACGACGACCCGGAGGCGCUGGCCGACGCCUGCUGGGCCGUGUCCUACCUGACGGACGGCCCGAACGAGCGCAUCGAGGUGGUGACCCGGGCGGGCCUGGUGCCGCGCCUCACUCAGCUGCUCGCCUCGACCGACAUCGCUGUCCUGACUCCGACGCUGCGGGCUGUGGGCAACAUCGUGACGGGCACGGACGAGCAGACGCAGGGCGUCUUGAACGCGGGCGCGCUCGCCUUCUUCCCGGGCCUGCUCACGCACCGCAGGAGCGGCAUCCAGAAGGAGGCGGCGUGGACGCUCUCCAACAUCACUGCCGGAAAAGACUCGCAGAUCCAGGAGGUGAUCGGCGCAGGCCUGGUGCCUCUGCUCAUCAAUGUCCUGCAGCAGGGCGACUUUAAGACCCAGAAAGAGGCUGUGUGGGCCAUCACCAACUACACCAGUGGAGGAUCGGUGCAACAGGUGGCAUACCUGGUCCAGUCCGGAGUCCUCAGCCCGCUCCUCAACCUGCUCUCGGCCAAAGAUAGCAAGACCGUCCUGGUUGUGAUGGACGCCAUUCUGAACAUUUUCAUGGCGGCAGAUAAACUGGGCGAGACGGAGAAGCUGUGUCUGAUGGUGGAAGGCUGCGGUGGGCUGGACAGGAUCGAGGCGCUCCAGACCCACGAGAACGAGAUGAUCUACAAAGCAGCGCUCAAUCUGAUCGAGAAGUACUUCUCAGGGGAGGAAGAAAACGAUGCAUCCGUUGCUCCCGAAGCAGCAGCUGACGGUUACACCUUCCAAAUUCAAAACAACCAAAGCACUUUCAGUUUCUGAGACACUCCAGUAAUAUCCUGUUCCUCCAUGUCUGUACAUUGACUUUUUAUACCCAUUUAACAUUUUUCAGUUGUGUACCUAAAAAUGCUAAUUCAUCUUUUUUACUUCAAGACUUGUAAAUAAACUGUUUCUUGUGAAAGUG